AUGUCCAAGCCACGGAAGCAUCAUUGGGAAGCAAUCAAGUGGAUCCUAAGAUACUUGAAGGGUACAACGAAUCAUGGUAUCAUGUUCAACAAGGAGCAGGGUGUUCUAUCAGUUGUGGGAUAUGUGGAUUCUGAUAAUGCAAGUGAUCUAGAUGAUAGGAGGUCUACAACAGGGUAUGUCUUUACUCUUGCAGGGGGACUUAUAUGCUGGAAAUCAUCAGUUCAAACCAUAGUAGUUAUGUCUACAAAUGAGGCAGAAUACAUGGUUCUAGCUGAAGCUGCCAAGGAAGCAUUAUGGAUUACAUGGUUAGUGAAAGAGUUAGGUGUUGAGUAA
Molecule: messenger RNA, 333 nt
Organism: Lathyrus oleraceus (garden pea)
Lineage: Eukaryota; Viridiplantae; Streptophyta; Magnoliopsida; Fabales; Fabaceae
Product: secreted RxLR effector protein 161-like
Exons: 1
Coding region: 1-333 (110 amino acids)
Source: RefSeq, a predicted model, not a curated record